AUGGCUCCGGCGACUCAUUCGGAAAACGCUGCGUUGUUCUCACAGCUGCGGACACUGGCCAUGACCUUCCCAUUGCAGCUCCUUGCCGCCAUCAUAGUUCUUCGUCUGGUCUGGAACAAGUUCCAACGACGCUUGGUCUCGAUUCCAGGCCCACCAGUAGCCGCCUACACCAAGUUCUAG
Exophiala spinifera is the source of this 180-nucleotide messenger RNA. RefSeq lists its product as uncharacterized. The record is from RefSeq and is a predicted model, not a curated record. The coding region runs from base 1 to 180 and encodes 59 amino acids. Lineage: Eukaryota; Fungi; Ascomycota; Eurotiomycetes; Chaetothyriales; Herpotrichiellaceae. The transcript has a single exon.